CCUCUGUCUUUGACCAUUCUGCUCUUUGGCUAAACCACAGAACAUAUUGAUUGUCUUCGGCGAAGUACUCCGACGGCUCAACCAAUCAGCUUGCAGUGGGGUGUCACCUCCCAUCUCUGUCAAGCAGUAUGGCUGACGUUCUGUAGUGUGUGUAAGCUUCUAACUAGUGUUGACCUUAUUUUAUUAAUUUUAAAUCAUGUCAGUGCUACUAUUCUUGAAAAACUUGCACUGCGUCAGCAAAGUUCCUCUGAGUGUCGCGCGCCCGGUCGUCGAUUGUCUAUAUCACACCGAAAAAGGAGUCUACGGUUACCGACCCAAACAAAUCGAGGGGGACCCGAAGUUGCAGAGCGACCAUAUCGCUACACUCAAUCAAGAUCAUGGUCUCAUGCGCCUGGUGGAGGCAUACCGAGCACAUGGACACAAGGCUGCUAAAAUUAACCCUCUACUGCCAGAGGACCCUGUGGAGGACAUUGUGCCAGAGAUCAACAUGUUGACUGGGGCUGUACAAGGACCCCUCAACACAUCUGGACUGCGUCACUUUGGUAAGGCUGAGGCGUCAGUGGAGGAGGUGCUUGCCUACCUGGAGGAGGCCUACUGUGGCCGCAUUUCCAUAGAGACCAGUCAGUUGACCAGUCUGGAGGAAAGGGAGUGGCUCGCCGACCGCUUCGAGGAGUUGAAGAAGGAGACAUUUGCGGCGGAGGAAAGGAAGAAGUUGGCCAAACUCAUGCUGGAGUCACAGGAGUUUGAUAAUUUCCUGGCCAACAAGUUUUCCACGGUGAAGCGUUACGGUGGUGAGGGAGCAGAGAGCAUGAUGGGAGUGUUCUAUGAGAUGUUCCGCCUGUUGGCCCACAGUGGGGUGACGGACGUCGUCAUGGGGAUGCCUCAUCGCGGGCGACUCAACCUCCUCACGGGGCUGCUGCAGUUCCCACCAGAGCUGAUGUUCCGUAAGAUGCGUGGCCUCAGUGAGUUCCCAGCGGACUCUCCCUCCAUCGGUGACGUCCUCUCCCACCUCUCCUCCUCUGUAGAGCUGGAUUUCGGUGCUGCCCACCUCCUCAAAGUGACCAUGCUGCCCAACCCCUCCCACCUGGAGGCCAUCAACCCAGUCACCCAGGGGAAGACCAGGGCCCGGCAGCAGCUCAAACAGGAGGGAGACUACUCACCAGACGAGAACGCACAGCCUGGGAAUAAAGUCGUAUGUCUCCAGGUCCAUGGGGAUGCCUCAUUCUCGGGUCAAGGGAUUGUUCCAGAGACAUUCACCAUUUCACUACUCCCCCACUUCAGAGUCGGUGGGAGCAUCCACCUCAUUGUAAACAACCAAGUGGGUUAUACCACUCCAUCUGCCAGAGGGAGAUCGUCUUUAUAUUGCAGUGAUGUUGGUAAGAUGGUGGGCUGUGCGGUGAUCCAUGUGAAUGGUGAUGAUGCGGAGGAGGUGGUGCGCGCCACACGUUUGGCGGUAGAGUAUCAGAGACGCUUCAGGAAGGAUGUCAUCCUGGACCUGCUCUGCUACAGACGGUGGGGACACAACGAGCUGGACGAACCUGGUUUCACUAACCCUGCCAUGUACAAGAUUAUCCGCUCCAGGAAGAGCAUCCCAGACUCCUACGCUGACCAGCUGAUCUCAGAGGGCCUGAUGACAGAGGAGGAGUGUGGUGCCAUCAGGACAGCCCACUACGGCAUGCUGAACGACAAGCUGGCCAACAUGACCCUAUACAGCCCACCGCCCACCAACCUGCAGGGGCGCUGGGGAGGUCUGGAGGAGCCCCAGGCCAGAGUCACCCACUGGGACACGGGGGUGCCUGUCCCCCUGCUGCAGUAUGUAGGGGCUAAGUCUGUGGAGAUACCUGAAGAGGUCCAGCUCCACAGCCACCUUGGGAAGAUGCAUGUGGCGGGUCGCCGUGCGAAGGUGGAGAAUGGAACUAAUCUGGAUUGGUCCACUGCUGAGGCCAUGGCGUUUGGCUCUCUGCUCUGCCAAGGGUUCAACAUUCGUAUCAGUGGACAGGAUGUUGGUAGGGGCACCUUCAGUCAGAGACAUGCCAUGAUCGUUUGUCAAGACACAGAUGACAUGUACAUCCCCCUCAAUCACAUAGACCCUGAACAGAAAGGAUUCAUGGAGGUGUGCAACAGUGCCCUGUCUGAGGAGGCCGUGCUGGGCUUUGAGUAUGGAAUGGCCAUCGCCCAGCCUAAACUACUGCCUAUCUGGGAGGCUCAGUUUGGAGACUUCUUCAACGGAGCUCAAAUCAUAUUCGACACCUUCCUCUCUGGAGGCGAGGCUAAGUGGCUGCUGCAGUGCGGGAUGGUGGUCCUGCUUCCCCAUGGUUACGACGGAGCAGGACCUGAACACUCCUCCUGCCGCAUGGAGAGGUUCCUACAGCUGUGUGACAGUAAGGAGGAGGGGGUGGAUGGUGACAAUGUCAACAUGGGCGUGGUCAACCCUACGACUCCAGCACAGUACUUCCACCUGCUGAGACGACAGAUGAUACGUAACUUCCGCAAGCCGCUCAUCGUGGCCGGGCCCAAGACUCUGCUCCGACUCUCUGGGGCAACAUCCAGUCUGGCUGACAUGGCUCCUGGAACCUCUUUCAAACCUGUGAUUGGUGACACCUCAGUCACACCAGCCAGUGUCCAGCGGGUGGUGCUGUGUUCAGGGAAGCACUACUAUGCCCUGUUGAAGCAGAGGGAAACGUCAGCUGCCACUCAGACCACAGCACUGAUCAGACUGGAGGAGCUGUGUCCCUUCCCUCUGGAAGCCCUGCAGCAGGAGCUCACCAAGUACACCAACGCCAAAGAGUUCGUCUGGAGCCAGGAGGAGCCCCAGAACAUGGGCCCCUGGUCCUUCGUGGCCCCUAGGUUUGAGAAGCAGCUGGCCUGCAAGCUGCGGUUGGUGAGUCGGCCUACUCUGCCCGCCCCGGCUGUGGGCAUCGGAACGCUCCACCACCAGCAGAACGAGGCCAUCCUCACUGCCACCUUCUCCUCUUGAGCCACUCGACCCCAAGAUGGCUGCUCCCGCGGGCCCCAGAAUGGCUGCACCCUCCCUCCUCCAGUAAAACCACAUUACAUCUCUUCUCUAGGCCGGACCUCCAGGCUGAAUUUAUCUCUGUUUCACAUUUGUUUCACUCAACUUUCUAUGAAUUGGUGAGAUGAAACAAUAGUGAGGCCAGGAUCUCUUUUCUUCCUGUAUGUUUAAAUGUUCUCAAAAACACAAUUGCUAAAGGCCUUCAUUGUGGAGGGGGCUUCAGGUACUGAGUGGAACAAGACUGGGAUGGUUUGGAAGGGCUGUUUUAUCGAGCAUUAUGAAAUGGAGCUGCUAGCUGUCUAAAAACAAUGUGAUGUAAGUGGUCUGAGAUUGCAUCGUAAAUCAACUCAAUAUUGCCCUGAGUGUUCAUUUUUAUUGUAAUAUUGCAUUUUUAACUUAAUGUUUUUAACUUCAUGCUAAAGUUAAUUUCACAUGCAAUAUGAUUGCAUUCAAUUUACUAUACUGAAACAAAAAUAUAAACGCAACAUGCAAGAAUUUCAGUUCGUAUAAGGAAAUCAGUCAAUUGAAAUAAAUUCAUUAGUCCCUAAUCUAUGGAUUUCACAUGACUGGGAAUACGAUAUGCACCUGUGGGUCACAAAUACCUUAAAAUAAAAAAUGUAGGGGCAUGGGACAGAAAACCAGUCAUUAUCUGUUGUGACCUCCAUGUGCUGACAUCUCCUUCACAUAGAGUUGAUCAGGCCUGUGGAAUGUUGUCCCACUCCUCUUCAAUGGCUGUGCGAAGUUGUUGGAUAUUGGCGGCUACUGGAACACACUGGUGUACAUGUCAAUCUAGAGCAUCCCAACAAUGCUCAAUGGCUGACAUGUCUGAGUAUGCAGGUCAUGGAAGAACUGGGACAUUUUCAGCUUCCAGGAAUUGUGCACAGAUCCUUGCGACAUGGGGCUGUGCAUUAUCAUGCUGAAACAUGAGGUGAUGGCGGCAGAUGAAUUGCACAACACUGGGCCUCAGGAUCUCGUCACCAUCUCUGCAUUCGAAUUGUCAUCGAUAAAAUGCAAUUGUGUUUGUUGUCCGUAGCUUAUGCCUGCCCAUACCAUAACACCACAGCCACCAUGGGGCACUUUGUUCACAUCAGCAAACUGCUCUCCCACACGACACCAUACAAGUGGUUGUGAGGCAGGUUGGACGUAAUGCCAAAUUCUCUAUAACGACUUAUGGUAGAGAAAUUAACACUCAAUUCUGGCAACAGCUCUGAUGGACAUUCCUGCAGACAGCAUGCCAAUUGCACGCUCCCUCAACUUGAUACAUCUGUGGCGUUGUGUGACGACAACUGCACAUUUUAGUGGCCUUUUUAUUGUCCCCCAGCACAAGGUGCAUCUGUGUAAUAAUCAUGCUGUUUAAUCAGCUUCUUGAUAAUCCAUCCCACUGACAGGUGUGGAAUAUCUUGUCAAAGGAGAAACACUCACUAACAGGGAUGUAAACAUAUUUGUGCUCACAAUUUGAGAGAAAUAAGCUUUUUGUGCAUAUGGAAAAUUUCGGGGUUCUUUUAUUUUAGCUCAUGAAAAAUGGGACCAAUACUUUACAUGUUGCGUUUAUAUUUUUCUUCAGUGGAGAUAUGGGGCCUUAUCAGGGUACUGAGAAAGAGCGCAACCAAAAUAUGGUUACGUUUAAGUCAAGGCCAGAGGUGUCAAACAUACGGGUGGUUUGAGUAAAAGAAUACAAAAUACAAAAAAAUUACUAAAUCAUAUAUCAUUUUGGGGGGGGGGGGGGGGGGAUGAAGACAAACUCAAUAUUCUUUCAAAUGACUAAAACCAAAUCGAAAUUGUGUAGAAAUGAUUAUCGGCAUACCCAACUUUUGCAGGAAAAAUGCAUUGAAAGUGUUGGGAGCCUUACUUUCUUCACCGUGACUGGCGAACAGAGUUUACCCACCAAUAAAAAUUAAAAAACAUUUUUUUUACCACUACAUCGCUGAAUGUAAUACAUUUUCAGUGCGGCCCUACAGACCUCAUUGAGGACCAAAUGCAGAUCCCGGCACAAAAUGAGUUUGACACCCCUGCCUUAGACACUAAGUUUAUAACGUUAUUGUAUUAUGAAGGCACUUUUAGUUGCUCAUAUGUGGCCACACAUCAGAGUAUUAUGAUUUCUUUUCAAUGACCUAUCAUCUAGUUUCAUCUUUUUCUUCAAAGUAGAAGAUUGGCUGAGGAAUUCUUUAGUGUUCUCUUCAUGAGGUGCUAUAGUUAUUACUGUUUAAAUGUCAUCCUCAACAUCAGUCCAAAUGUUGUUAAAAUGUUGGAAGUAUUAUUUUGGUUAUUUUUGUUUGUGUAGAAAUUCAAAGCUUCUAAUUUUGUUUGUAGAUUUUGAAAGAAAAACGACACGACUAAUAUUUCUGAACAACUACUGCGCAAUUGCGCCAUUAGCACCACAACUAUUUCAUAUUUCUGAUGAAAAGUAAGGGUUACCGUUUCUUGACAAAGUAACUUGGUAGUUAUAUUGCUUUGGUGUUAAAACAUUUGUUUUCAUUUCAAAAGGUUGCGUUUGUUGUGAAUUCUGUCUUUUACUGCUGCAGGUACGGUUUAAAAAAUAUGUGGAAGCUGACUACCACUGGAUUUGAGUUGUAAUUAACAAAAUAAAGUGGUAAGAAACCAA
Molecule: messenger RNA, 5615 nt
Organism: Salvelinus fontinalis (brook trout)
Lineage: Eukaryota; Metazoa; Chordata; Actinopteri; Salmoniformes; Salmonidae
Product: 2-oxoadipate dehydrogenase complex component E1-like
Exons: 18
Coding region: 197-2977 (926 amino acids)
Biological process (GO): tricarboxylic acid cycle
Molecular function (GO): oxoglutarate dehydrogenase (succinyl-transferring) activity; thiamine pyrophosphate binding
Source: RefSeq, a predicted model, not a curated record